Toxotes jaculatrix (banded archerfish) is the source of this 1781-nucleotide messenger RNA. It is a transcript of the gene ggt1a, whose product is annotated as gamma-glutamyltransferase 1a. Lineage: Eukaryota; Metazoa; Chordata; Actinopteri; Toxotidae. Gene Ontology annotation, molecular function: glutathione gamma-glutamate hydrolase. Gene Ontology annotation, cellular component: plasma membrane. The record is from RefSeq and is a predicted model, not a curated record. Bases 15 to 1658 code for a protein of 547 amino acids. The transcript is spliced from 12 exons. Gene Ontology annotation, biological process: glutathione catabolic process; peptide modification; regulation of inflammatory response.
UCCUGGGGGUCUUCAUGGGGCUGGGGAAGAAAAACACGCCUCCCCCCUCGGACCACUUCUACUCAAAGGCUGCUGUGGCUGCAGAUGCUGGAAAGUGUUCAGAAGUGGGGAGGGACAUUUUGAAGAAAAACGGUUCAGCUGUGGAUGCUUCCAUCGCUGCCUUGCUAUGUGUCGGCCUUUUGAACGCUCACAGCAUGGGCAUCGGAGGAGGGCUCUUCUUUGUCAUCUACAACGCUUCCACAGGGAAGGUAGAAACCAUCGACGCGAGGGAGACAGCGCCCAUGAACGCCACUGAAGACAUGUUUGGCAACAACACCAAGCUCUCCCGUGGAUUGUCCAUAGCCAUUCCCGGGGAGAUCCGUGGCUACGAGAUGGCACACAAGAGGCAUGGCAGGCUGCCAUGGAAGGAGCUGUUCGAGCCCAGCAUCGCCUUGGCUCGUGACGGUUUUCCUAUAGGAAAAGCUUUGGCCCACGCCAUCUUCAAGAGCAAAGAUUCAAUUCAAGGAGACGCCAACAUGUGUGAGGUGUUUUGUGAUUCUCAAAAAAACAUCUUGAAGGAAAAUGAUAUUGUUAGAUUUCCAAAGUUGGCCGACACAUACCAAAGAAUAGCAGAAGAGGGGCCUGAUGUGUUUUAUAACGGGUCGAUGGCGCAAAGCAUCGUGGAGGACAUCCAGGCGGCAGGUGGCAUUAUCACCCUGGAUGAUUUGUUAGAGUACCAGCCUGUGCUGAAUGAGAAUCCUCUGAGGCUGAAUGUUGGGGAAUACACCAUGCACGUCCCAGAUGCCCCCUCCAGUGGCCCUGUGCUGGCACUCAUACUCAAUAUAGUGGAUGGGUACAACUUUACAGACACAAGUGUCUCUACAGCAGAGAAAAAGACUCUGACGUACCAUCGCAUCGUAGAGGCUUUUCGUUUUGCUUAUGCCAAGAGGAGCCGACUUGGGGACCCACGUUAUCUCAAUAUUACUGAUCUCAUCCAAAACAUGACCUCAGACUACUUUGCUGAUGGCAUAAGAAGUAAAAUUACAGAUGACACCACUCACCCAGACAACUACUAUGAGCCAGACUAUUUUGUCCCAGAUAACCACGGGACAGCUCACUUGUCGGUCAUAGCUGAGGAUGGAAGCGCUGUGGCAGCCACCAGCACCAUUAAUCUAUAUUUUGGUUCCAAAGUCAUGUCUCGAUCAACUGGAAUCAUUUUCAACGAUGAAAUGGAUGAUUUCAGCUCCCCCUACAUGACCAACGGGUUUGGAAUCCCUCCCUCGCCCAACAACUUCAUCCAACCAGGCAAAAGGCCACUGUCUUCCAUGUGUCCCACCAUCAUCUUUGACAAAGAUAACAGAGUGAAAAUGGUUGUAGGAGCGUCUGGGGGAACAAAAAUCACCACAGCCACUGCCUUGGUAAUCCUGAACUCCUUGUUCUUUAACUACGACCUAAAGAAAGCUGUGACAGAGCCGCGGGUCCACAAUCAGCUCAACCCGAAUAUGACAGUGGUGGAGCAGGGCUUUGAAAAGAGUGUCCUGGAGGGUCUCGCCCAGAAGAACCAUGUAACACAGCUGCUGAGGACUCCAGACUCCGUGGUCCAGGCAGUGGUGCGGCAGGGAGAGCGUCUCUGUGCAGAGUCCGACCCCAGGAAAGGAGGCUAUCCAGCGGGAUACUGAGCGUGACUUCAGUUCCUCCUCUGCUCCUGUCAGUCUGGACUGUCUCCUCAAAGACACUUGGACAGAGCCACAAUACAAUAAAACAGCCACAAUAAAAGGUGUCUGCACUAAAGACAAGCAAUG